UAGUUACUCUGGAGAUUCCUGCACUUCCUGUGAUGGCAGGAAGUGAUGUCACUCUGCGCUGUAGAAACAAAGAUCAGGUCGCACUCGAAGCCUUUUUCUUCAGGGAUGGUUCUAAACUUGGAUCUGGACCUGAAGGACAGUUUACCAUCAGGAACUUCCAACAGUCUGAUGAAGGUCUCUUCUGGUGUUAUUUUGAUCAGUCUGUUGAAUCUCCUUGGAGACGGCUGAGGGUCAGAGGUCCUGCUGCCCCUCCUCCUUCCAGUACUUCUCCUCCUCCUUCUCCUCCUUCAGCCUCCCCCCCUCUCUCCUCUCCCCUCCUAACAGUUGGACUACCUGUGGGUUCUCUGGUUCUUCUGGUUCUUCUGGUUCUGGUCCUGGUCGGAGUUCUGUUGCUCCGCAGGAAUCAAACAGGUCUGGCUGUGCUGACCGCUGCAGGUCUGGCUGUGCUGACUGCUGCAGGUGCGGCUGUGUUGCUGAGUGGACUGCUUGUUUCUGCAGACUCCUCUCUGUCUGUGCUCAGACUCUGCUGCCAUCUAGUGGUCUUCUGUCCAUACUGCGUCUCUACUGGUCUGAUGCUGUCCAUCUGCUGCAGCAGGAAGACAGGAAACAAACCAGCCGUCUCCAUGGAGAUGACCCAGGCCGUUGGAGGAAGUGAGAAAUUGGAUGGAGAGUAUAAUGACAUCACUGCUGAUGUCACCACUGAGCACGCCUUCUGAGCUGUGAACACAGUUGUCAGUGCCCAAUCCAUAGUGGCUGCCCGAUCCCUUCUGCACAUGCACAGAAGUGGUCCUGUCAGUCAAAUAAAGUUACCACAAACGUGCCUGUUCAUAAUGACUUGUGUGUUGUUGCCUGUUCUCAUCUCAGGUUGUCAGAUACUGAUGCUUUCAGAAGGGCUGCCAAAGUGUAUUUGACGCAAGAAGUACCCCUCAGUGUCCUUAUGAGACGCACCCGGGUGCGUCUGUAUGAGAUGCUCUGUCUAGGCUGGAAGCACUAGUAGCUGGCUGUGUCAUGAAAAACAUUAUUCAACAGAACAUUUCUAAUUUGACAACAAUCUAACAAUGUAGCAACACAAAGGUAGAAAACCCUAGCUGAUGGCCGAAACACCUGUACGGUUAGCCGGUAAACAUGCAUUAAAAAAAUGACUUAGGUUUGGGCACACACCCCUGUGAUGGAUAGGGAUAAGGUAAGGGGCUUUGGGGAGCUGUCAACGUCUUUUACAUUAUCUUCAAUAAAUUCCUAUUACAUCAUAGUGGACAGUUUCAUCUCAAGUGAUUUGAAAGAUUUAGUUUGAUCACUUUGAAUAGGCACAUUUGCGUUGACCUUCUUUGACUGAGAGAACCACUUUUACCCAUGGGCAUAAGGGAUCAGGGAGCCAGUAUGGAUUGGUCACCUUCAACAGUAACAGCAGCUGUCUUUAACAUGGAUCAAUAAUAAGAAGGUUCUAAAGUCAUCUUCUGGAUCAAUUUGAACAAGAGAAAACUGUCUGAAUCACUGAUCAUUAUCUUCAUCUUUUUUUCUUCAUUCUCUUAGUUUUUCAGUGGUAAGAAACAUAAUGUAUAGUAAAAAUGUAUAAAUUAACACAUUAGGUAUUAGCUUACGUUUAGCCAUGUGUACUUUGUAUAACCAUUGAAUAAGUGUGUUGCUUAGUUUCUGACCAGCUACAGAUGGAGACAAAUGACAGGAGAAAACACCAUGAAGUGUCCAAGUCUGGAGUCAGGCCACCGCAAGCAUCUAGAUCAACUUCAGCCUUAAGUCGAUUUUUGCAUUUUUGCAGCCUUGUUAGAGUCAGGAAUUCUGUGUGUUUUAUUUUACUCAUUUUCUCUCUUUUAUGUCAAAGUAUUAUUGGACGUAGGCUUUGUAUGUUUUUAAGCUUUGGUAAAUAAAA
Molecule: messenger RNA, 1885 nt
Organism: Micropterus salmoides (largemouth bass)
Lineage: Eukaryota; Metazoa; Chordata; Actinopteri; Centrarchiformes; Centrarchidae
Exons: 6
Coding region: 33-716 (227 amino acids)
Source: RefSeq, a predicted model, not a curated record